AGUUAUUUUAGUGGACCGGAUUAAAAAUGUGUGUUACCUGAUACGCGCGUGUGUUAGAGACUUUCACGCGCACCCUAUUACUACACUACACACGCGUCAGACCCAACCCGGCCCAAUUGGAGACCCAGAUUCCACCGAAUAUCCAAAUCGUGCAUCGCUCUCUUCUUCCUCGACUUCUGCUUCUUCCUCCGCUUCUUCAGAUGAUGUACACUAUCAAUAAUCCGCUUUGCAUUGUUACAUAAGGAUGAGGCUUUAGCUGAAUGGUUGGUGGCUACAUUUUUUAGAUUGUUUGCGAGAAAGUGAACAUGAGAAGACAGGGAAACUUUGCGGACUCGCCUGCAAGUGGAUAUGGAGCCGGACAGAUACAGAAUGCACACUCUGAUUUCCAAGGUCAGCUAGAGGCGUUCACGCCUGAGAGAGACCAACCACCGCAAACAGAGGGUCAAUGGAGAUGGGAAAGAGAUGGUCCCCCGAAUAUGUCAAGGCCUAUGUCAACUGCUGUUUACAAUGAAAGUCAAGGCGUCGAUUCGUCAAGGACGUAUUACGGCGGCCAAAUGGAUCCAAAAUCAGGAAUGGAGACACAAGGCAGCGGUCCAAGAGCUCAACCCCAGCACCACGAUAACCCGAAGCCUGGUUAUGAGAAUAACCGUGGGGUACAGACCUUUGAAGGCCUUGAGCAGAAGUUCAUGGAUGAUAUAACAAGACUAGCAAAAGAUCAAAUGGGAGCAGAGGAUGCAGAGAUUGCCAGACAUCGAGAGAAAAUAAACACCAUUAAUGCCCGGUACGAAGAACAAUUAGCUGCAGUUCGAUCACGCCACGCAGGUAAAAGAGAAGAGAUCAUGAGGAAAGAAUCACAAGCUAGACAGCAGCAAUACAAGCAGCAAACACCUGGGAUGAUGGAUCAGUACCAUCCAAACGCAGCCAAUCUAAGACCAUCUGGUCAUCCCCAGGGUUACAUUGGCAAUGCUCAAGAUCCAGCAGAUGCGCCACCAUCCAGAGCCUAUGGAUCAGAUCGGUUUGAAGCGUAUGGAGAGAGAGCUAGGUUUCAAGGGGGAGACAGGGAUCAUGGAUUCGAGUCUAGGGGUCAGUACCCUGGUGGGACAGUCUCACGGUUCUACUGAUCUAAUAUUUACCUUAACAAAUCAUGUUACUUUGUUUUUUUUGUUUAUGGCCUAUAGAUCAUCGGUUAAGCUUUCCCGACUUUGAAAUUGAAUACAAUGGCCUUGUUCUUA
Messenger RNA from Raphanus sativus (radish), 1232 nucleotides. RefSeq lists its product as uncharacterized. The record is from RefSeq and is a predicted model, not a curated record. Lineage: Eukaryota; Viridiplantae; Streptophyta; Magnoliopsida; Brassicales; Brassicaceae. Bases 306 to 1121 code for a protein of 271 amino acids. The transcript is spliced from 5 exons.